Molecule: messenger RNA, 1943 nt
Organism: Ricinus communis (castor bean)
Lineage: Eukaryota; Viridiplantae; Streptophyta; Magnoliopsida; Malpighiales; Euphorbiaceae
Product: mitogen-activated protein kinase 17
Exons: 10
Coding region: 222-1733 (503 amino acids)
Biological process (GO): intracellular signal transduction; protein phosphorylation
Cellular component (GO): nucleus; cytoplasm
Molecular function (GO): ATP binding; MAP kinase activity
Source: RefSeq, a predicted model, not a curated record
CUGACCACCAUUUCAGUUGACGACUUCAAAAAUCUUCUGUCGCUUUUGAAUAUAUAAAAAACUUAACUUUCUCUUUCUCUCCAUAAACAAAAAAGAAAUGAAAAUCUUCUAUUUCUAAAUAUUAUAUAUAUGUGUUCUUCAUCUCUCAGACCCACACAUCUUCAAUUCAAUUGCUUCUUCAGGCAGCUUGGUCUUAUUGUUAACAAAUACACAAUAAGACAAUGCUUGAGAAAGAAUUCUUUACCGAAUAUGGAGAAGCAAGCCAGUAUGAGAUACAGGAAGUAAUAGGAAAAGGAAGUUAUGGAGUGGUAGCAUCUGCAAUAGACACACACACAGGUGAAAAAGUUGCAAUCAAGAAAAUGAACAAUAUCUUUGAACAUGUUUCCGAUGCAACUCGUAUUCUUCGAGAAAUCAAGCUUCUUCGCCUCCUUAAACAUCCUGAUAUUGUUGAAAUUAAGCAUAUUAUGCUUCCUCCUUCCCCAAGAGAAUUUAAAGAUAUCUAUGUCGUGUUUGAAUUGAUGGAGUCAGAUCUUCAUCAAGUUAUUAAGUUGAAUGAUGAUUUAACUCCUGAACAUCAUCAGUUUUUCUUGUACCAGCUUCUUCGUGCUCUCAAAUAUAUACACUCAGCGCAUGUAUUUCAUAGGGAUUUAAAGCCAAAAAAUAUUCUUGCAAAUGCAGACUGCAAGCUAAAGCUUUGUGACUUUGGGCUUGCUCGUGUGUCAUUUACUAAUGCCCCUUCUGCCAUUUUUUGGACAGAUUAUGUUGCAACUCGGUGGUACCGUGCUCCUGAGCUUUGUGGUUCUUUCUCCUCCAAGUAUACCCCUGCUAUUGAUAUCUGGAGCAUUGGGUGUAUAUUUGCCGAGUUGCUAACAGGGAAACCCUUGUUUCCUGGAAAAAAUGUGGUUCAUGAGUUGGAUAUCAUAACUGAUGUGCUUGGCACUCCUUCAGAAGAAUCUAUUGCACGGAUUGGGAAUGAAAAGGCUAGAAAAUAUUUGAAUAGCAUGAGGAAAAAGCGCCCAGUUCCUUUGUCCAAAAAAAUCCCAAAUGCAGAUCCAAUGGCUCUGCGAUUACUUGAGCAUCUGCUGGCAUUUGACCCUAAGGAUCGUCCAUCUGCUGAAGAGGCAUUAGCAGAUCCGUAUUUUGAUGGUCUGGCAAAUAAGGAGAAUGAACCGUCAAGACAACCCAUUUCAAAGCUUGAAUUUGAAUUUGAAAGGAGGAAAUUGACAAAAGAUGAUGUCAGAGAGCUAAUUUACAGAGAGAUUUUGGAGUACCAUCCAGAGAUGCUGAAAGAGUACCUACGGGGAACUGAUCAGACUCACUUUGUAUAUCCAAGUGGAGUUGAUCGCUUCAGGGAACAAUUUGCACAUCUUGAGGAAGGAAAUGGUAGGAGUGAAAGAAACAGUCCUCUUCAUAGGAAGCAUGCCACCUCCUUGCCCAGGGAGAGGAUAUGCACAUCUGAUGAAGAUGAUAUUGUCAUAAAGCGCAGUUCAUCUUCUGUUACUCGUGCAACUCUACAGAGUCCUCCACAGUCGGAAGCAACUGAAGAGUUGGAAUUAACCGAAGAGGUGCAAUCAACUGAAGAGCUAGAAUCUUUAAACAGAAAUGCAGUAGCUAUGCAGACAAGCUCUAACAAACCAAAGUGUAGCACCCGUAGCCUGAUGAAGAGUGACAGUAUUUGCGCUUCAAUGUGCAUUGGCAUGGUUGGAAAUGAUCGUGAAGUCCACGCUGUUUGAUUUAUGUUAGGAGGUUAUUUUUCUUUGCUUGCAAACAUUAAGGUCCCCUGUAGGGAGGGGUUAGAAAAUACAUUUAUUCAGCUAACAAACUGCUGGAACUUAGGAUAGGUUAGCCCUCUUCUAUUUCUCUUUGUAUGCUAUUGCCAUUAAGACAUUUCUAUUGCUUGCUUUAGUUAAUGGUGCAUAAAUGUGAAGUGCAAGUUCAGAAAA